AUGGAGAAGGAAGCUAUCCACGUGGCCUUAAUCCAAGAACCCUGGCUUGUAGCCAGUAAAGUUCGAGGCGUCCGUUCUGGUGAUUUAACGGUAGUUGCACUAGAGCGACAAGGGUUACCAACCCUAAUCAUAUCAUCUGCGUACCUACCAUACGACGAAGCUAAUCCGCCCUCACGUGCCGUACGCACACUUGUAGACUGGUGUAACACAAGGGGCCAUGAUCUCAUCAUAGGAUGUGAUGCUAAUGCCCAUCAUACUCUGUGGGGGAGCUCGGAUAUAAAUGACAGGGGUGAGUGUUUACUUCAAUACCUUCUAUCUACUAACCUAAGUGUUUGCAAUAGGGGUAAUAUACCAACGUUCUUCAAUAGGAUCAGGGAGCAGGUCAUUGAUAUUACUUUGGUAGGGAACACUGACUCAGUUAGAAUUCUUGAUUGGAGAGUUUCACUCGAGUGCUCAUUCUCCGAUCACCACAGGAUAGUGUUUACGAUACAGCUUACACUGGAUAGGGAAAAACCCUUUAGAAAUCCUAGGAAAACCGACUGGGUCAAAUUCUGUAAUCUUAGUGACAUCAUACCACAUCCAGCAAUGGAUAGAUUAAAUGGUACACGGGACUUGGACGACUCGGUGGAUUUUCUAUCCAGGUCAUUAAGGGAAGCCUACUAUGCUUCGUGUAGGGAGCGGCAGGGACCUAGGAAAUUCCGGCAACCAUGGUGGAAUCCUAGACUAAUGCAGCUAAGAAAGGAAUGUAGAAAACUUUUUAAUAAGGCGAAGAGGGACCAAGACUUGUUAAGCUGGGACGAUUAUCGUCAAAGCUUCAACACUUUCAAGAGGGAAACCAGACGGGCAAAGAGGGAAUCUUGGGAGCGUUUCUGUGGGGAACUGGAGAAUACCACGGAGGCAUCGCGUCUACGAAAGGUACUAUCCAAGGAUCCUGGUACGCCUGGAUUCCUGAUGAAACCGGAUGGUAACUUUACUGAAAGUAGUAUCGAAACUUUGGAACUGCUAAUGGAGACACACUUUCCGGGUUGCAGGGAUGAUGAAAAUGAGGUAUCCGCUUCGGAGCAUCUUGCAGCUUCUCAAAUCCACAUAAGUGAAUUAGUUAGAUCCAUUGUUAGCGUGGAGAAAAUCUCGUGGGCGGUGUCAUCUUUCAAGCCCUAUAAAUCACCAGGGCCAGAUGGCAUAUUCCCAGCGUUACUCCAAAAAUCGAUUUCAACCAUCAUGCCAUGGCUUAUAAUGAUAUUUAGGGUAUUACAAAAGGAGAAAACGCAAAUAGAAAAGGACAUCAAUUGUAAAAUAACAAGAGAACAACAUGAUGAUGUUGUUUACAAUGAGAAAAACAGCAACAACGAAAACAAUAAUAACUUGAGCACAACAGCUACAACAAUGUUGGACUAUGAUGAUGCUGAUGAUUAUGAUAAUAAUAAUGAUGAUGAUGAUGAGGAUGAUGUUGAUAAAGCCUGUCAUAAAAUAUGUUCUUAA
Calliphora vicina (urban bluebottle blowfly) is the source of this 1479-nucleotide messenger RNA. RefSeq lists its product as uncharacterized. Gene Ontology annotation, molecular function: catalytic activity. The record is from RefSeq and is a predicted model, not a curated record. The coding region runs from base 1 to 1479 and encodes 492 amino acids. The transcript is spliced from 3 exons. NCBI's taxonomy places the organism in Eukaryota, Metazoa, Arthropoda, Insecta, Diptera, Calliphoridae.